AUGCAAGAAACGGACCUCCACUAUCCACCCGAAACUUGUCCGUUUUGCAACAUUGCAGCCGCUUUUCCAUUUUCAGCUCCCUCUUCGUCAAAUAGUCCUACACUAUGGACAAGUAGAAGUAAAAGCCACGAGUCCUACCUAGACUGUGUACCUAAAGACGACGAAAGCGACCCGGAGAAGACCAAUCCGAGUAGUUUUGUUGUCCUGAGGAGCAAGGAUGUUGUUGCUUUUCUUGACAUCUUACCCAUGACUGGCGGACAUUUACUAGUCACUACUCGACAGCACAAAGUCAAAGUUGCAGACAUGGAACCCGUGGAGAGUAGAGAGAUUGGCUUCUGGCUACCAGUGUUAGCAAGGACAGUGGCCAAGGUUACAGGUGUAACAGAUUACAACAUUGUGCAGAAUAACGGAGCGCGUGCCGCACAAGUGGUACCACAUGUGCAUUUCCACAUCAUUCCGCGUCCAGAGACAAUGCCAGAGAUCAAAAACAAGAGCUGGACAAUGUUUGGGCGGGGUCAAAGAGAUGAUUUGGAUGACGAAGAGGGCGCCAAGAUGGCAGGCGAAAUGCGAAGGGUACUAAGAGAGGAGGUAGAGAAGAUGAGUGGUACGAGUGCGAAGUUAUGA
Alternaria arborescens is the source of this 624-nucleotide messenger RNA. RefSeq lists its product as hypothetical. Gene Ontology annotation, biological process: nucleotide metabolic process. Gene Ontology annotation, molecular function: catalytic activity. Bases 1 to 624 code for a protein of 207 amino acids. The record is from RefSeq and is a predicted model, not a curated record. Lineage: Eukaryota; Fungi; Ascomycota; Dothideomycetes; Pleosporales; Pleosporaceae. The transcript is spliced from 4 exons.